Kogia breviceps (pygmy sperm whale) is the source of this 1429-nucleotide messenger RNA. RefSeq names its product CYFIP related Rac1 interactor A (gene CYRIA). Gene Ontology annotation, molecular function: small GTPase binding. NCBI's taxonomy places the organism in Eukaryota, Metazoa, Chordata, Mammalia, Artiodactyla, Physeteridae. The record is from RefSeq and is a predicted model, not a curated record. Gene Ontology annotation, biological process: regulation of actin filament polymerization.
UUGUCACUCACCAAGGACAGAGAAACCACAGGACUCUCGGGGACCACAGCCCUGAUUUAGGGAGCCAGACUUGUCUUGGCCAAACAGCUGCUCAUCUGGUUCGUUCUGUCAGCCUGGAUUGGUGAAUCUGAGCCACAAGGGAGAUCUCCAGGUCUGCUGGGAUGGGAAACCUGCUCAAAGUCCUUACCAGGGAAAUUGAAAACUACCCACAUUUUUUCCUGGAUUUUGAAAAUGCCCAGCCCACAGAAGGAGAGAGGGAAAUAUGGAACCAGAUCAGCGCCGUCCUCCAGGAUUCCGAGAGCAUCCUUGCAGACCUGCAGGCUUACAAGGGCGCGGGGCCAGAGAUCCGAGACGCCAUUCAAAAUCCCAAUGACAUUCAGCUUCAAGAAAAAGCUUGGAAUGCAGUGUGUCCUUUGGUCGUGAGGCUAAAGAGAUUUUAUGAGUUUUCUAUCAGGCUAGAAAAAGCUCUUCAGAGUUUACUGGAAUCUCUGACCUGUCCCCCCUACACACCGACGCAACACCUGGAACGGGAGCAGGCCCUGGCAAAGGAGUUUGCGGAAAUUCUGCAUUUCACCCUUCGAUUUGAUGAGCUGAAGAUGAGGAACCCGGCUAUUCAGAAUGACUUCAGCUACUACAGAAGGACCAUCAGUCGUAACCGCAUCAACAACAUGCACCUAGACAUUGAGAACGAAGUCAACAAUGAGAUGGCCAACAGAAUGUCCCUCUUCUAUGCAGAAGCCACGCCGAUGUUGAAGACCCUCAGCAACGCCACCAUGCACUUUGUCUCCGAAAACAAAACGCUGCCAAUAGAGAAUACCACAGACUGCCUCAGUACGAUGACAAGCGUUUGUAAAGUCAUGCUGGAAACUCCGGAGUACAGGAGUAGGUUUACAAGCGAAGAAACACUGAUGUUCUGCAUGAGGGUGAUGGUGGGGGUCAUCAUCCUCUACGACCACGUCCACCCCGUGGGAGCUUUCUGCAAGACAUCCAAGAUCGAUAUGAAAGGCUGUAUAAAGGUGUUGAAGGAACAGGCCCCAGACAGUGUGGAGGGGCUGCUGAACGCCCUCAGGUUCACUACAAAACACUUGAAUGAUGAAUCGACUUCCAAACAGAUUCGAGCAAUGCUUCAGUAAAGCUUUGCUCAGUGAAGAGGAUCUUUGAACUGACCUCAGAAGAUGUAUAUGUUUACAUAAUUUAAUACAGAUUGAUGUUAAUACUCGUGUAUUUACAUAACCAUUUCCUUCUCGCCCCUGAAAUAUAUGGACCUUUAUUUGUAUCCUGACUGACUCAACCCAGCAGAGCAUAAAUUGACUGGAGAGCCUUAUCUUCGAUGUCUGAAACGAAAACCCCUUCUCCAAAAGGAGAAUUUGGGAGACAUUGAUCUUUGCUACUGGAGUUCCUUACACCUUAAACAAUCAGAAAUUCCUAA